GAAUAUUUUGCCUGGCAGGACUGCCAACUACAAUGCACAUGUGCUUAUUUGGAUAGGAUUAAAGUACAAUGUGCUGAGUGUGCAGGACAAGAAAUCUGAAGAAAUGGAAUAUGCUUGGAAGUGAUCAUUUGAGGAGGGGUUCAUCAGUGUGAUCACACACCUUUUGCUUUGGGACCAGAGUGGUACACCCUCUAGUUUCUCUUAGUUUUCUGGAGCGCUUGACUUAGCUAAGAACAUGAUGCUACUGACACUGAGGUUUUUCUGGCUUGCAUUUCUCUGGCCCGUCACCCUGCUUACUGACAGCCAAUUCCCUAGCCGACGCAGGCAGAAGAAUUUAUAUCUACAGGAGAAUACAUGGCACAAACUUGGAGGACAAAUAGCCUUUAAAAUGAAGAAUACUGACAGCACCAAGUCUAUGCUAAUUAAAUCAGAACAGCUUCUGCGCAUUGAGGACCAGGACUUUGCCUUGAGACCUGGCUUUGGAGGUUCAGCUAUUCCGGUGGGUAUUGAUGUGCAGGUGGAAAGUAUUGACAGCAUCUCAGAGGUUAACAUGGACUUCACAAUGACGUUGUAUUUGAGACACUACUGGCAGGAUGACAGACUGGCCUUCCCAUCAACCAACAACAAGAGCCGAACAUUUGAUGCACGACUUGUGAAGAAAAUAUGGGUGCCAGAUGUCUUCUUUGUUCAUUCCAAGCGUUCUUUCAUUCAUGACACUACAAUGGAGAACAUCAUGUUGAGAGUGUAUCCAGAUGGAAACAUUCUCUACAGUGUCAGAAUCACUGUGACUGCUUUGUGCUCUAUGGACUUCAGUAACUUUCCUCUAGAUACACAGAACUGUACUCUGGAACUAGAGAGUUGUGAGUACUGAUAUGCUUACAAUGAAAAUGACCUCAUGCUCUACUGGAAGAAUGGGAACGAUUCAUUAAGGACUGAUGAGAUUGUACUCUCACAGUUUUUUAUUGAAGAAUUCCACCCAUCCUAUGGGCUAGCUUUUUACAGCAGUACUGGCUGGUAUAACAGACUCUACAUAAAUUUCAUACUGAGGAGACACAUCUUCUUCUUUAUGCUUCAGACAUACUUCCCCACCAUGCUCAUGGUCAUGCUCUCCUGGGUCUCCUUCUGGAUUGAUAGGAGGGCAGUCCCUGCUCGUGUUUCACUAGGUAUCACCACUGUGUUGACCAUGUCCACCAUAAUCACUGGUGUGUCAGCUUCCAUGCCUCAGGUGUCCUAUGUGAAGGCUGUAGAUAUGUACCUGUGGACAAGUUUCCUCUUUGUUUUUCUCUCCGUCAUUGAAUAUGCUGCUGUUAACUACUUCACCACAGUGGAGGAGAUGAAGAAACUCAAGAGGGGAAAGCUGCCAGUGUCUUAUGCUGCAACAAAGGCUAUGGCGUAUGAUGGCUGUUUCCAUGACAACGAGAUUGACCUAUCACAUUUUCCUGAGCUGCCGACUACCCCCAGCAUAGAACAGGCAGUGGUGCCCAUGAACUCACCAGUAGAGGCACCUACAGAGGGCACAAGGCUCUGGAGGAAGAGAUCAUUUCGGCACAACGUCAGCUUUAUAAUGAGCAACAGCUACAUGAUCGACUCAUACUCCCGUAUCAUCUUCCCUCUGGCCUAUCUGCUUUUCAACAUUAUAUAUUGGUCCUUGUAUUCAUGAACAAGAAAAGUGGAUAAAACACUUCAAGCACAAUCUAGUGGGGAGAUUUGGCCAGGUGGAUUGUGAUGAACAUAGAUUUAAAAAAAAUAAAAAUAGUUUUUUGUUUGUUUGGAUAUUUUUCUGUAGCAUUGUCACAACAAAUUAUGUAAACAUUCCACUAAAAUGAAAUUACAUGAAUAAAAUUUAAUAUGCUAUAUUUAUCCUUUGCCAAAGAAGUGUUUUUCAUAUUUAUGAUUAUUACUUAUGGCUGUAAAAGUGAUUGUUUUCUUAUUAAUUCAUAUAUCCUAGUUGUAUAUUUAUUUGGCCAUGUAAGCAAAUACAAAGGUGAAAUUAAAUAUGUUUUUAAAUAUGUUUCUUUUUUUUUUUUGGUUGUUA
Molecule: messenger RNA, 2035 nt
Organism: Ictalurus furcatus (blue catfish)
Lineage: Eukaryota; Metazoa; Chordata; Actinopteri; Siluriformes; Ictaluridae
Gene: gabrr3a
Product: gamma-aminobutyric acid type A receptor subunit rho3a
Exons: 9
Biological process (GO): monoatomic ion transmembrane transport; nervous system process; signal transduction
Cellular component (GO): neuron projection; GABA-A receptor complex; membrane
Molecular function (GO): extracellular ligand-gated monoatomic ion channel activity; GABA-A receptor activity; neurotransmitter receptor activity
Source: RefSeq, a predicted model, not a curated record